AUGGUGAAAGCUUCUGAUGACAAUGUUGAACCUAUCUCAAAUCAGCUUUUAAAGGAUUGGGAACAAGGAUCAAAUCUAUUAGCUACAGAAAAUCCUAAUAUAUCAAAAAUACCUACAAAUGAACCACCUUCUUUAUUAGCAGCACAACAUACUACUAUUAUUAUAGGCUUCAGUCACCUUCUCAUAGAGGUGGCAUUUCAAGUAAUAUUGAUAGAGGGGUACCACUUCCGUCAAGAUUUUAGUUUUCUCGAAUUCGUUCUAAUAUGA
Molecule: messenger RNA, 267 nt
Organism: Funneliformis mosseae
Lineage: Eukaryota; Fungi; Glomeromycota; Glomeromycetes; Glomerales; Glomeraceae
Source: the annotation of a GenBank genome assembly